UGGCCUACACAUUCUCGUACCACCUGUGCGAUUACAAGCUCUCUUUAUUCACAAAGCAACAGUAGCAACAAUCAAUUUCGACUCCGCCACUCUGUCAUCUUCUCCGACGACGAGAGAUACGUAGCAAAGUUUUGUUUUUGCAGCGUGGUUGGGACGUGCUUGAGCGUGGUUUCGCUGUCGUCUGCGCUAGUAUAAUUUAUUUUCGCCAUGAAACGGCGGCAGUUAGGCGAAGAAAAGGAGACAAAGGUGCAAGACUGGAAGACUUGGCGCGCUGAAAGGGAAGCACAACGUAAAAAAUGGAAAGAGGAAAAGCUGCUGAAGAAACUCGAGAAAGAGGAGAAGAAAGAGAAGGAGGAAGUCCAACAUGAGGAGGACGGAGAAGGGAAACGUCGUGGCCGUCCGUACACGAUAAGCAUCGCCGUUCCGGGGUCAAUCAUGGACAAUGCGCAGAAUGCAGAACUGAGGACCUACUUAGCAGGACAGGUGGCUCGUGCGGCAGCAGUAUUCUGCGUAGAUGAAGUUGUCAUCUACGAUGACACGGGCGCAGCAAAAAAGGACAUUUCCGCGGACAGCGUCCUUACAAGCACGACCGCGGGAAGGGGAACCGUGCAGAUGGCCCGUAUCUUGCAGUACCUCGAGUGCCCGCAGUACCUUCGGAAGCAGCUCUUUCCCAUCCACCGAGACCUGCAGUUCGCUGGCCUUCUCAACCCGCUCGACUGUUCGCACCACCUAAGGGCGACGGAGGACUCACCGUACCGCGAGGGCAUCGUCACUAACCUUCCCGUCAAGGAAGGGAAAGGAUCACUUGUCAACUGCGGACUGAAGAAGGAGGUACGAAUCGACCGCCAUCUCCAGCCCGGUAUUCGAGUCACGGUCAAGCUCAAUCCGAAGUCGCUGGAAGACUCGACGCGGAAACUUUCCGGUGUUGCCGUCGCCCCCAGUACCCCACGCGAGGAAGAUGGAAUCUACUGGGGAUACGAAGUUCGCGUCGCACACAGUCUGAGCACCGUUCUCACGGAGUGCCCGUUUCCCAAGGGGUACGACUUGACCCUGGGUACCUCCGACAAAGGCGACUCGGUGGACGAUCUCGAGCUGCCCCGGGGUUUCAAACAUGCCAUCGUCGUAUUCGGAGGUCUGCAAGGCCUCGAAGCUGCGCUCGAAGCAGACGAAGACCUCAACAUCGACGAUCCGUCCUUCCUGUUCUCCCACUACAUCAACACGUGUCCUGGACAGGGGUCUCGGACAAUCCGCACGGAGGAAGCCAUUUUGAUAACCUUGGCUGCACUGAGGCCGAAAGUGGCAAUGGUGCAGAACCUGUCCUCAGAGGGACCCUAAUCGAAUUGCCCUGGAAGUCAGCUAUCCUCACCACACACCUCAUGUAUCGCACAUACACUGACAGACAGACAGACAGAACCGGAUUUAUGACCACUCAGACGCACAAUUAAAAAAUGUUUUUAGUAUAAGUCAUUCAUAUCACAGGUGACGCGACUACUUGGAGCUCUUGCCAUUAAUCAGCCUCAAUCGAUCUCUCGGUAUCUUGUCAAAGAGCAACAGACCAGAUGCUCUUUCUAUGGUGUCCACGGGAACCUGCGGAGGAACAGGAGUAUUUUCU
Messenger RNA from Ornithodoros turicata, 1612 nucleotides. RefSeq names its product putative methyltransferase C9orf114. The record is from RefSeq and is a predicted model, not a curated record. The transcript is spliced from 9 exons. Bases 208 to 1335 code for a protein of 375 amino acids. NCBI's taxonomy places the organism in Eukaryota, Metazoa, Arthropoda, Arachnida, Ixodida, Argasidae.